Molecule: messenger RNA, 1076 nt
Organism: Poeciliopsis prolifica (blackstripe livebearer)
Lineage: Eukaryota; Metazoa; Chordata; Actinopteri; Cyprinodontiformes; Poeciliidae
Product: chymotrypsin-like elastase family member 3B
Exons: 8
Coding region: 21-1052 (343 amino acids)
Biological process (GO): proteolysis
Molecular function (GO): serine-type endopeptidase activity
Source: RefSeq, a predicted model, not a curated record
UCAUCUCUUACAUUGAAAGCAUGCUGCGGACUCUAGUCGGCGUCCUGCUGCAGGCGGCGUUUGUUUUUGGGUGCGGUUCACCUGCAGUGAAGCCAGACACCAGCAGGGUGGUGAAUGGAGUGGAUGCUCGUCCCCAUAGCUGGCCUUGGCAGAUCUCCCUACAAGUGCAACACGGCUCCCGCUUCCAUCACACGUGUGGAGGAACGCUGGUCGCUCCUCGCUGGGUGCUGACUGCUGGACACUGCAUCUGGCCCGGAGAUGUGUACCGCGUGGCUUUAGGGGAGCACAACCUGAGCCUACAGGAGGGCACAGAGCAGAUCAGAGACAUCCUGCGCAUCGUUGUCCAUCCUGAGUGGGACAUCGACCAUGUGGCCAACGGCAACGACCUCGCCCUGCUGAAGCUGGAUAAGAGCCCCAUUAUGAACGACAGUGUCGGCGUGGCUUGUCUUCCUCAGGCUGGAGAGAUCCUGGCCCACGGGACCCAAUGUUUCAUCUCUGGCUGGGGCAACCUUUACACCCACGGCCCCAUGCCUGACAUACUGCAGCAGGCCUUGCUGCCCGUGGUGGAGCACAGCAUCUGCAGCCGCAGCGACUGGUGGGGCCACACGGUGAAGACCACCAUGGUGUGUGCAGGAGGUGAUGUAAUUUCUGCGUGCAACGGGGACUCUGGGGGCCCUCUGAACUGCCUGGGUCAGGACGGUAGGUGGUACAUUCAGGGCGUGACCAGCUUUGUGUCUUCGGCCAUGUGCAACGAAGUGCAGAAACCCACCGUCUUCACGCGCACCUCUGCCUUCACCGAGUGGCUCAACGAGAUCUUCAUGUUCAAUUGGUUGGCGACUGACGGGGCUGUCGGUCAUCCUCCCGCCACGCUGCUGCGAAGGCUGCGAAAAGGUCAGGGCUGGGUGGCGGAGGGGGAAAAAAAAAGAAAAGCUUUGAAGAGAAUCAAAAGGCCCAGUACCAGACGGCUCUACUGUUCAUUACUGCACAGAAGCUGCUGCUCUGGGAAUCGGUACAUACGGGCAGUUAUCAGAAAGAUAAAUAAAGAUAUUUAAUCUAUGUUCAGCCAGAGAUUGAGU